GGUGGUGUUGAUUUGGCAGGAGGUUUUAUUUGUGCUUUGCCCAGUUUCGGACUCGUUGGCCACACGUACACACACAACUGUGUGUGUGUGUGUGUGUGUGCCUCUUAUUUGCUCGUUCAGUUUUCUUCGCGGGUCGAGAAUGGUCUUGUCAACAUCACAACAAGUCGCCCUGGCGUUCACGGCGGUGCUGUUCACGUUCGUCGUCCUCCCGAAGAUGUUCGGCGUCGGCACUGGGGCGAAGGAGACGAGGCUCGAGCCUCGCUACUCCAGGAAAGGAGGUCCGUCGGUCAGCACGGGCGCCCCCAGCUCACAUCAGUCGGCCGAGAGCGUGCAGCAGAUGAAGAGGCUGAUGGAGCAGGAGCUGAAGGCCGACAAGUUCAAAUCCAACAAUAACAGCAAGGGCUACGUGUUCACGCUCAUGCCGUUGUACGCCAUUGGGGUCGGGGUGUUUGCGGCGUACAAGUUUCUUAAGAUCAAGUCUUCAGAUGACCAGGCACAAAAGGACAAAUUUGCAAAAGGAGCCAAAAAAUCGGCCGAAGCAGAGAACCAGUUGAGCGAACUGGAACAAAGGCUCGCGCAAACAGAGAGGAUGCUCAAUUCCAUUCUCAUCCAGCUUGACCCGCUCACAAACUGUGCCAAAUCUGUGGCCCAGGAUCAGAAGAACGAGAUCUUGACCCAACUCCAGACCAUCCGCUACCUUAUGAAAAAAAGAGGAAUGGACUGCCCGCCUUUGAACGAGUCCUGCUUCGAGCAGAGUCUGGACCACCUCAUCGAAACGCUGGGGGCCAGGGAGACGUCGCCGCACGCCGACAAAAGCUCGGAAAAGUCAGGAGGCGGCGACAUGAAGGAACCUCUCCCGGAAAGAUCGGAGGAGGAAACGGCGGAAGGGAACGCAGGCGACGCCGAGGAGGAAGACGAGGAAGCCGACGAAGAGGAGCGAACGGAGGAAGAGGAAGGAUACGAGGAGUUUGAUGUCACGCCUUCGCUCGAGGACGCAAACCACGAGGAUGGCGGCCAAGUGCGGCGGGCGUGCGGCCUCAGGCGGCGCAUCGUUCCGGAAUGAACACACUGCGGGCAGUAGCUUUCUGUAUAGGAUUAUUUAUUGUCUGAAAAUUAGUCACAAAGUCCUUGUCUCGCCCUCCCUCUCAAGAAAAAAAAAUGUUUCAAUCACUCAGUACACAGGGCCAGUUGUUUCUGAUAUAAUGUAAGUGCAGUCUGUCCUCUGUUCCAUCAGCAGCUGUUAUUAAAUGUGGGAGAAAAAAAAAAAAAAAGAUUUAGAUGUGCCUUUUUAAAGUUGGGAGUGAACUGACUAACGCGAAAUUUUAAUUUUGGAUUUAAUCGCGUUUUUAAAAUCUCAUCGAACUGGAAUUGUUUAUAAAACCACGUGUCUAUUAUGGCAAAUACGAUUUUUAUUUUUAUUUUAACCAAUGCAUUUUCAUACAAUUUUGGUCAUGUUUAAUUAAAAUAAUAUAAAUAUGUUUUGUAAAUGAUUAAAUGACAUAGUAAAGGUAAUUACAGUCCCAAAAAAAAAAGCGUAUUCCUUAUUACUUUAAAGUCCUUUCAAAUAAGUUUUAAAAGUCAAAAGUCUCGCUGCAUGUUUUUGUGACUUCCUUGCCUGCAAAAUGUUAUAGCAUGGUAUAAUCUUUAAAAAAAAAAAAAAAAAGUGUGAACUCGCAAUUCAUCUUGAAUAUUGUCACUGUCCUCCUUCCUCGUGCUUUAUAAUCGUUUGAUACAUCCAAAGUUUAAUUGCCGUCAUUCAGUUACUGUCCCUUACCUGGAAUUAUAUGAAAACAAAAAUGUUCCUUGUUUUUAUCUUGUUUGGAUUUUGUAUGCGUUGCAUUGCAUUUAUUGUCUUUUUAAAAAAAAAAAUCUCCUUACUUUCUCCCAAUAUUCGUAGAUUGUGGAAGUGGUGGGCUAAAACAUAUUUCUAAAGAAAUAAAUGGAUAAAAGAUUGA
Molecule: messenger RNA, 1955 nt
Organism: Phyllopteryx taeniolatus (common seadragon)
Lineage: Eukaryota; Metazoa; Chordata; Actinopteri; Syngnathiformes; Syngnathidae
Gene: ccdc107
Product: coiled-coil domain containing 107
Exons: 6
Coding region: 140-1063 (307 amino acids)
Biological process (GO): protein localization to cell surface; synaptic transmission, cholinergic
Cellular component (GO): neuronal cell body; neuron projection; intracellular membrane-bounded organelle
Source: RefSeq, a predicted model, not a curated record